This is a messenger RNA of Dothidotthia symphoricarpi CBS 119687, 604 nucleotides long. RefSeq lists its product as uncharacterized. Bases 71 to 388 code for a protein of 105 amino acids. Gene Ontology annotation, cellular component: membrane. Lineage: Eukaryota; Fungi; Ascomycota; Dothideomycetes; Pleosporales; Dothidotthiaceae. The transcript is spliced from 3 exons. The record is from RefSeq and is a predicted model, not a curated record.
GACCUCUUAUCCAAUCCCAACACUCAAUUGAGAAACUUCUUCUCAUCUCGAAUCACGAAAUAGCAUAGCAAUGUCUCUCGCAGAUGUCGCCCUCGUCCUCGGCGCGCUCACCGCGGGCGGAGGUAUCACUGGUUACGUGCGAACUGGAUCUGUUCCAUCUGUUGCAGCAGGUGUCACUGUAGGAUCGCUGUACAUCCUCGGUGGCCUGCGCCUCAAAAACAACGCAACCUACGGCGUCGAGCUCGCUCUCCUUGCCUCCAUCCUCCUCGCUGGCAGCUCGAUUCCUCGGGCGAUCAAGUCAGGCAAGCCGUUGCCCAUUGGCUUGAGCGUUUUGGCGACACUUGGCCUGUAUGCUUUUGGCAGCGCGUUCCAGGGACGACGGGUAUAGAUCAAGACUAUAGGAAAGAACAAGGAGAUGCAGAGGAAAACCAGCUCGUCAAGGACAUGUAUUCUAAAGCUGUGGAAAAUCAGCGUUUUGAUGUGAUUGUCGAUAUGCGACUUGUGAAUGCGACCUUUGGUGCUUACUGACUCGUUCGCGUAGCCGAUGGAGUUCGACGCCUCUACUAUGGUGUAUCGCUAGGAUGAACAACUUGCCCUCCCUACA